Messenger RNA from Drosophila teissieri, 8430 nucleotides. RefSeq lists its product as uncharacterized. NCBI's taxonomy places the organism in Eukaryota, Metazoa, Arthropoda, Insecta, Diptera, Drosophilidae. The transcript has 8 exons. Bases 597 to 7481 code for a protein of 2294 amino acids. The record is from RefSeq and is a predicted model, not a curated record.
ACGUGCGUCGCGCGCUUAACAAGAAAAACGAUCCAAGUAACGACAAAAAAAUAACAACCAACCCAUUUUUACCAAGAAACCGAGAAGCGGGAAGAAAAUUAAACAACUAGCUUGAUAAUUUUCGUUCGUAUUUUGUUUAUGUUCCGUUUUUUGUGUGCCGGUGGUGUUUUUGCUGGCUUUUUGUUUGGCUGCAGUGGCGCGUAACGUGCAACACACACCGCACACAGUCAACCCCCAAAAAACAAAAACAGCAACAGCAAAACAAAAAAAAACAACAAAACAACAAAAAGAUAAUAACGACUACUAUCUGGUCCUGGGGACAAACAGGAUGCGCUCGACUGACCCUGCGCACCUGUUCGCCAACGACAAGUGCCACGGACAAUAAUGAAAUUUCCCGGGCCCUCGUGUGUGCUAGUGUGUGUGUGUGAAAUUUUCUUGUAAUUUAUGCAAAGCAUAAGCGAAGGCGGAAAAUUCAACUGGUGUUUCUUUGGGCGGCUUUGUUCCUGCUGGUGGGAACUGGCCAUAGUGAAAACUCCCAGCCAUAAGCUGGAAUAACUGAUAGCCCACUUUUCGCUCAUGGUUUGUGCCAAGCGAUCAUGCUGAUUGUGGACAUGUUGACGCUGGCAUUGGCAAAUGAGCCGAUAUGCGGCGGUGGCAAAAUGAGAUCCGGUGGCAAGGACAAUCAGGCGGGUGGAGGUGGAGGAGGAGGAGCAGCAGCGGCAGCAGCAUCUAUGGCCAAUACAUCUGGUGGUGGACUAGGCCCAAAUUGCGGGCUUUCUGGCCACUUGGCAUGCGAGGCACGCAACUCACGCGACAAUGUUGCUGCCGUGCAUGACGAGCUGCGUCAGCAGUGCCACUCGGCGAUAGUUGCGGUGGAGGCGCGUGCGCCUGCUGAAUACACUGGCAACAACAAGGGCGACAGCAACAACAAUAGCAGCAGCACCAGCAGCAACAAUAGCAGCAACAACAGCAGCAACACUAGCUGCAACAUCGACAACUCUGGCGACAACACAGCAACGGAAGUGGCCACGAAAUGUGAGUACGCGCAACUCGAGCAUGAGAGGCAGAGCGUGAGCGCAGGCGCAUACCUGCAACCACCCAAUGUGACAGUAAGCAGCAGCAGCCUCAGCAGCAGCAGCAGCAACAACAACAACAACAGCAGCGCAAGCAACAGCAACAACAACAGCAAGAGGGGGAGCAGCGCCUGCUCAAUACCUACAAUUGGCAGUGAGCUUUUCAAAGCCAACCUUGUGGCAGCAGCAGCAGCAGCAGUCGUCGCAGCUGAGCAGCAGAGGCAGCAGCUACACAAGUCAGCAAGCAGCAGCAGCAGCAGCAGCCAACAGUCAACGAAUUCUGGCCAAAAGCUGUGCAAAUUGAUUGAGUCCAGUGAAAAAUCAGUGGAAAUCAAUUGCCCCAGUCCUUGUGUCACACGCAACGUGCCUGAAAGUGGCCCAAAGUCCAGGGAAAAGUCGUCGCAAAGCGUUGGCCAAACUGGCGACGAUAUUGGCAGCCACAACGACGACGACAACGAGACCAACAACGACAACGACAACAACCACGACGACGACGACGACGACGACGCGCGACGUACAGAAAAAUUUGUGCAAAAAAUCAGGCAAAGCGCGUUGCCUGCUCGCGGGCCACAUCAUUUUUUUUAUCCCAGUGAAAGUGUUGAGAUAGAUGCAGCCGCACCAGCAGCAGCAUCACUAGUAACAGUAGCAACAGCAACAGCAACAGCACCAGCACCAGCCUUAAGCUCCAAAAAAGAGGAGCAGCAGGAGGAGCAGCAGGAGGCGGGGCAGGCGCCAUUGUCAUUGCCAUAUUCACAGCACCCUCCUUGCCCCCACGACUCACAGCGCACCCAGCAAACCCAGCAAACCCAGCAAACCCACGAGCCACCAGCCACCAGCAACUCAUCCUUGACUGGAUGUGGUGGCGUUGAUAAUGUCGCUGGCAUUGCUGCUGUCCGCCCACAAAAAAGUUCCUGGCCUCUGGAUUACGUGAGGAGCAGCAUCGCAGAUCCCGCAGCAGCAACAUGCAAUGACGGAAACAGCAACCAGUCAAAGCCCAGCGAUUUAAGUGCAACAUCCGAGGAGAAGCUCAUCGAUUGCGAGUCCUUGGUGGGCAAUACACUGCCAUCAGGAGCAGUAGCAGGAGCAGUAACAGUAGCAACAAGCUGUAUUGAGCAGGAUCUCAUCGAUUUUGAGCACGAUUUGGGCGAGGAUUUUGUGGCCAGUCAGCGCUUAAAGCGACUGCAGUACAAUUUUCAGGGACGCGUGGCCAGUAGUAGUAACAUUGAUUGUGUAAAGGCAUCCUUGAGACCACAACAACAACAGCAGCAGGAGCAGCAGCAGCAGCAGCAGGAGGAGCAGGAGCAACAAACAAUAAGCAUAACAAAGAAACUACCCCCAGAUACCGAUAGCGAUACCAGCCAGCAACCCCAACUCCAGUGCCCCAGCGAAACUCAAACCCAUACCGAAACCCCAACCCAAACCCAAUCCACUCAAGGCGAAGACAAUAAGGCGAUUGCAGCAAUUAUCGCGGACCCAAGUGCAAUUCAAUUAAAUGUGGAUGCCAGUCGAGCAGCGCAACUACCUACAUUGCCAAAUGAAAGCGAAACAGCAGCCAGCGACGGACAAACAGCUGAAAAAGGAGCCAAGGAGCAGCAUUACGUGCUGAAUACGCACUCCGAGUGGCCAGUGCGCAGGAUCGCGAAGGCGGAGACGGCGAAGGAGAGCCAGAAGGAGAGCCAGAGCAAGUGCCACAACCAGGACCAAGUGGUGAUUGAAAUCGAAACGGAUUGCGUUGAGCAGCAGGACGCUUCUGCCACGGAGGAUUGCCUGAGGCGCUCUGCCUUUGUGCCAGCACAGCCGAGUUGCAAGUUGGAGGCCGGUGAUUUUGGCACAUCGCUGAGCGAGUUCGAUGUGCAGCGUUUUAGCGAGUAUCUGAAGGCCGCCCGCCAAUUGCAGUGGCAACAUCUGAAUUCCAACCGGAACCGGAAGCAGCCGGAUAUCGGUAUCGGUAGCACCAGUAGUUUCCAGUGCUACGACGAACUGCUGGCCGAGUUUGUUAGCGAGCAGCAACAGGAGUACGUGCUAUACGAAAGCUAUUCCGAUUGCGAUACCAAUUCCAAUUCCAAUUCCGAAGAGGAAAACCAGGAAGAGUUUGAUUGCGAAAGAGCCUGCCAGUGCCAUGAGUGCCUAGCCAGCCGGGAUCAGCACACGUCCACUUGCGCCAGAGGCAUCGUUAGCGUUACAGCAGCCCAUCCAGAUCGCCUCGAUCCUCCCACAAUCCCACAACCCACCCACCUGACCAACGGCCACAAGAUGCGCGAGGUCAAUGGUCAGUUGCGCGGCCUGCUCAAGAAGCCAAAUCGACCGCCGCCGGCCCGCAAGAAUCGCGUCGUCUUCGAUGAGACGCGCAACGAGUUCUUCGAGGCCGACUACAUAAUCCUGAUCCGCGAGGAUUGCGCCUACGACGAGGAGGACGAGGAGCCAUGCACCUGCGGCGAGCACGAGCUGGUGCGUCUGUGCUGCGAGGAGGGAUGCCAGUGCAACUAUGCCGUCAAUCCUGCCGAGGCGGGCGAGGGCAGGACGCCACAGAGUCCCAAAUAUCAGCCACCCAUUGAGUUCGUCGACGAUGCGGCACUCAGUCCGCCCGACGGCUACAAGGACAGCAGCCUGAAGAACACGCUCGGCGGCGCCCUGAGCGGUCACAUCUUCGGGGCGCAGCACCUGCAGCAGCUGCAGGUCAUCCAGCGGCUGCAGCAGCAGCGUGCCGCCAUGCUGGCCGCCCGCAACACCACAGGCGGUCAGAUACCGCCCCCCCCCCCCCCCGUCGGCACUGCUCCGCCGCAGCAGCAGCAGCAGCAACAGCAGCAGCAGCAACAGCAGCAGCAGCAACAGUCGCAGCAGCAACAGCAGCAACAGUCGCAUCAACAGCCGCAUCAUGGAGCCAUGCAGCAGCAGCAGUCGGAGGAGGACCUCCAGGGCGUUUGCACCGAGUGCGCGGAGUGCGCCGAGUGUGCGGCCAAGCAGCUCCAGGAAGCAGAAUGCAGCUCCCCGCAGUGUCCGGAGGAGAUGAGCCCACUGGGAGUGCCCGCCGUGGCCAUUCUGCCGCUGCACACCAGCUCCCCGGAGCGGAGGAUCACCCAGAAGGAGAUCAUCGCCGGCGAGGAGCGGCCCAAAUACGUGCUGCAAUCGCAGUACAAGCCAUCGCCCACGGGAGUGGUGAAAGCUAGAAAGGAUUCGGGCAGUAGCAAGGCCAAAUCCGGAUCCAUCUCCGGCUCCGCCUCCGCCUCUGGCUCCAGUUCCGCCUAUGGGACAGCCACCCAAGUCCCGGUCCCGGUCCCGGUCCCCGUUGCAGUUCCAGUUGCAGCUACGGCCAUCAGUAGCCAGCAGUCCUCGAAAAAUAAGCGAUUUGUUGUUGAAACCAUUACCACUAUGACCACAGUGACCGAGCGCCGGAUCAUCCGCGAGGCGCACGAGGAUGUGGCGACCGCUGGAUCCGCCCCUGCACCCGGUACCGCCGCGCCGCCAAUGGUUGGAGCUGCGUCCGCUGCGGGAGCUGAUACAUUGCCACCCGCCUUGCCGGCCAAGGCGAGUGCCGCAGCAGCAGCAGCCGCCGCGGCAGCAGCGGCAUCCACAUCCGCAACAGCAUCCGCAUCAGUAUCCGCAACGGAACAGCAGCAGUUCGAGGCGCAGAAACCACCACCCAUACCGCCCAAGGAGACCUCACCCACGCAGAUCAGCGGCAUCCUCAAGGGCGGCAAGCUAUGGAAGCAGGACUCGAUCUCACAGCAGUCGGAUGAUCAGAACAAUACCACGUCGGAGGACGAGAGUGGUGGCACCAAGCGGUCGGUGAGGUUCGUGACCGAGGAUCAGGCGAAUGCCGGCACCGACAGCGAUGCCCAGUCCCUGGCCGGUGAUCUGGAUGAUAGUGAAAACCAGAUCAACGAGCUGAUCCCGAUCAAGAAGCACUCGACGCUCUUCAACAACGCCCUGCGUCCCAAUUCGGCGGUGCGCCAACUCUUCCCGAGCGUCUCCGCUCACCAGGCGCCGGUGCUCACCUCGGAGGCACUCCGCGCCUUCGAUGAGUCCAAGCGGGCUGGCUGCCUGGUCACCCACCUGCCGGGAAGCUGUGGUGACUCCGACACCUUGCGGAGGAGCAUGGAGCGCAAUAUACUGCGACGAUCGCUGAUCAAAAAAAAGGCUGUCAAAUCGGACAUUUCGCUGGAGGAGCGCAUCAAGCAGCUGACCUGCGACAUCGACGAGGAUCUGGCCGAGGAACUGCAGCGGGCUGUGGACGAGGAUGCUGAGUCCGUGGCCGAACGUGCCGAUGAGCUGGCCCAGCGCAACAGUCCCGCCGGCGAGGAGAAUCCCAAUCCGGUGCCUGGUUCUGGACAAGCUCACAAGUUCGUCAAUGGCGAGAAGAGCUUCUCGCCGAGCAGCUCCGUGUCGAGCUCCUCGAGCGGCUCGUCGGCCUACAAGAAGAUCGCCGACAUCUUCAAUCGCGACAAGAAGCAGGAGAAGAUCAUGGAGAUGGAGGAGAAUCCCAUAGUCAUCAUACCACAGGAGUGCCGUUGUCCCGCUGCUCCGGAUUUGGGCAUGGGCAUCCAGGUGCCGGUGGUGCACACGCAGAUCCAUCGCACUCCGCCCCGCCAAACGGAGCCGAAGCGUCAGUUCCUCUCCUCCACGCUGGCCCCCCUCACCGCCUGUGUGGCUGGGAACAAGGACGACCUAUCCUCCUACUACACACUGGCCGCUGCAGCUGCCGCUCAUCCGCAUGCCCAUGGCCACGCCCACACGCAUGCGCAUGCCGCCCACUAUGCCGCCGCCGCUGCGGCAGCUGACUUCAACAUGGGCCAGCUACUGGGAGCGGCUGCAGCCGCUGCCGCUUCUGGAGAUCCGGCUGCCCAGCAUGCGGCUGCCAUGGCGGCGCAGGGAUUGGCCCAAGGUCUGGCUGCUGCCGGAGGAGGAGUGGGACAGGGAGGACUCGGUGCAGGAGAGGAUGCCCGCAAGGUGGCGCCCGAUGUUAUUGCCGGAACACCGGGUCAGGAGGCCGCUGGGCGGCAGGAGCAGGACGAGUUGGCCGCCUUUGCCCAGGCGGACGCCAAGCGGACCGAGCAGCUCAAGAAGCGGUACACUGGAGCGGGCUCCGAGCCCAGCCAAUCGCAGGCCAGCAGCGACGAUGACGAGCAGAACGACUAUGGGUUCAACAAGCGUCCAUCGGUGCGGGGCAUCAAGCCCAAGUUCAGUUCGACCAACGAGAUUCUGGCCCAGAUGCAGGAGCAGCUGAGUGCGGCCAUACCCACGGUGGUCAAUAGCCAGCCGGUGCAGCAUGCGGUCAAGGGUUACGCCAUGCCCAAUACGCUCAAGCAGAAUCCCUCGCCGCAGAAUGUGCCACAGAACUUACAGCAGCAGCAGCAGCAGCAGCAGCAACAACAGCAGCAGCAGCAACAACAGCAGCAGCAGCAACAGCAGCAACAGCAGCAGCAGCAGCAUCAGCAACAGGCGGUGCAUCAGCAGCAUCAGCAGCAGUUGCAGCAACAAAUGGCCGCCGCACUGCAGAAAACGGAGCAGCGAACGUGGAGCUUCUACAGCGAGACCGGGGAGCAGCAGCGCUUCCCCAUGGACGCGGCUGCCAUACAGCAGACCUACUACCAGACCCUGCCCGCCGGCACCAUGUUCCGCCAGACGAUGAUCCAGCAGGGCGCCACGUCCGCCGGCGGCGCCGAUGAUGCAUCACUGCUGUACGCCGCCGCUGCAGCGGCCCAAAAUUGCCAGAGUGUGACGGCGACGGCAACGGCCACCGCCACGGCCAUCGAGCAGAGCAAGCACAGCAGCUACAGCAGCCACUUCGCCAGGAGCCCCACCCGGCGGCCGGAGUCGCCGCCCCCGCUGCGCAACUACCACCAGACCAUGGUACUCAUACCGUACAACGCGGAGACCUACUCCCAGUUCGCCGCCAGCAGCAGCGGCGAUCCCAAGCUGGCGCACAUCCAGCGCCAGAACAUCCUCGAGUACCAGCAGGUGACCCAGCAGACGAUUCGUGUGCCCAUUGGCUAUGCCCUGCCCGGCAUGCAGUUGCAUGUGGUGAGUGGGCGUGGCCAUGCCGCCCACUACGCCCAGCACCAGCAGCAGCAGCACCAGCAACAGCAGCAACAGCAGCAGCAACAACAGCAACAGCAGCAGCGCCUGAUGCAGGGACACUAUCAGUUUGGACCGGAUGGCGGAAUGCCAGGAUUCAGCGAGCGCGGAGUGCCCGAAGGAGCGGCCGCCGUAUCGCACAGCGACUGCAACGCCAUGGUAUCGCCAACAUCGGCAGCAGCAGCGGUACAGCAGCAGCAGCAACAGCAGCAGCAGAUACAGCAGCAGCAGCAGCAACAGCAGCAACAACAGCAGCAGCAGCAACAAGUCGUGGGAGGAGUGGGUGUGGGCGCCCAGGCGCAGGGAUCCGUGUACUAUGCGAUGAACGUAUGACCCGCGCUCGAAUAGUCGCUGCCAGCGGCGGUCAUUGUCGAGCGCCGCCAGUGUCAACUAGUCGAAAUGUCAGCGACUUCAGUGCAUUUGGGUAGCGGCGGCAUGGGCGGCAGAUGAGCGCCCGCCCCGCGAUAUUCCAAAUUCGAAACCGAGUCCGUGAUUGAGUCCUCGAGUUCCCGUCAGGUCCCAUCCGCUGAUUUCAGUUGCCCCUCAGUUGACCCUAGCGAGCGUUUUUGAAUCAGUUCGAUCUUCCGUUUGUAGCCAGUGUAUCUGUAUUUGAAUCUGUAUUUGUAUCUGUAUCUGUAAGCGUAACCGUAUCUGUUUUUGCGUCAGUAUGAUUAUCAUUAGCUGUAUCCGUAUCCGUAUCCGUAACCGUGUUGUCAGUAUCUUUGUGUCUGUGGACGCGUGUGUGUCACAAAUACUCGAUUACGGCUUGCCACUAAUUUGCAACAUAGAAUUUGCAACAUAAACAUCAGAAGUUGGUGGUAAACGAUGCGGCGGCAGCAAAAUAAUUUUGAUACUAUGUGCAUCAUGGAAAGUGAAACGGCGGUCGCAUCGCUUACAACCAACUUCACCAACGAGAUCCCAAGUGAAUCACUCCACGUUAUGCAAUGCUCCAAAAAGUAAAGUUUAAGUUCAGCCUUGUCGUCGAGGAUUUUAUUAAAUAGGUAUUAAUACUUAGUCGAGUGUAGUGAGAAGAGGAUGCAAAUGUAAACCAAAACACAACCAAAUCACAUGAAUUUAUUUCGAGCAUGUACAUGCUGGGUGCUAGUAAUGCAAAAACAAAAACAAAAACGAAAACAACAACAACAAGAACAACAAAAACACAACCAAACCAAGAAAGAGUUAAUUAAGCUAUACAGAUUAUAUUUAACAAAGUUAAACCUAAAGCAAAGAUAUGUAAUAACAUUAUUUUUAAUUCGUUUUUUUUUUGCUGUUAGCCAAGGAA